AUGACGCGCCGUCCGCACCAGUUCAAGAUGGAGAGUGUUUCGACUAUGGCCAAGCAUCUGGAUGAUUUCGACGAGCUUAUCGUCGGAUUGCAGACACUGGGAGAGCCCGUCGAUGAAGCUCGACAGCUGGUAGUGCUAUUAAGCAGCCUUCCUUUUGAGUAUGAAUUAAUUUCAGUAAUCGUGGAGAACGCCAAGGAUGUGUCUCUGAUCGAGGUGAAAGAAAACCUGCUCAAGGAAUACGAGCAACUAGAAAAAAAGGACGCCACCAUGGAGUAA
Molecule: messenger RNA, 276 nt
Organism: Peronospora matthiolae
Lineage: Eukaryota; Oomycota; Peronosporomycetes; Peronosporales; Peronosporaceae
Source: the annotation of a GenBank genome assembly